This is a messenger RNA of Camellia sinensis, 972 nucleotides long. The record is from RefSeq and is a predicted model, not a curated record. NCBI's taxonomy places the organism in Eukaryota, Viridiplantae, Streptophyta, Magnoliopsida, Ericales, Theaceae.
AUGACUUUGUUGGUGCGCCAAGGAGACGACUUAGAGAGUGCUCCAAAAGGAGACAGCUUAGAAAGUGCUCCAAAAGGGGGUGGCUUAGGAAGUGCGCUAAGGAGACGACUUAGGAGGCCACUUUUUGCUUGGGAGGAAGCAGAAUUGAGUAGAUUACUAGUACUUCUGAGUAGGCCUCCUUUGCUUAGAGCUAAUGUGGCAGAUUGUUUGACUUGGAAGGCAAAUACAGCUGGUUGUUUUAGUGUCUCAUCUGUUUAUCAGUGGUUUGAAUUGGGCUUUGGGUCUAAUAGUUUGAUCUCUAGAGUUUUGUGGAAGGCUCCUGCUCCACCAAGGGCACAAUUCUUUGGUUGGUUGGUGUGGAAGGGUAGAAUCAAGUCUGCUAGUUAUUUGCGCAGAAUUGGUAUCCUAAAUGACAAUGUUGAUGUUUGUUGUGUUUUUUGCAAAGAAGAGGAGGAAACUAUUAACCAUGUGUUACUUCACUGCCCUCGUGUGUGGCUGAUCUGGUCUUAUUUUGUCAGAAGGUGGAGGUGGCAAUGGGCUUCACCAGGUUUUGUUCAGAGUGUUAUUCAGUGGUGGACGGGUUGUAGCAUGAGGAAAAUGGAAAAGAAGCUAUGGAGUGUAAUUCCAUAUGCUAUUUUCUGGUCCAUAUGGAAACAGAGGAAUGACUCUGUGUUCAAUGGGGUGGAGCCUAAUUUUCUAGCUUUGUGUGAAUCUAUUGAGGUUCGAAUUGCUUUGUGGAUUAAGUCCUAUGUCCCAGCUCUGAACUUCACUGUCAAUGACCUACUUUGGUGGGGUAAAGCAGAGGAGGUUUCAAUUGUCGGUGUGAUGAAAUGGCUGAAGGCAAUUGGUUCAUGGGCUGUUUUGAUUGGGAGGCUCAUCAGUUUCAAUGUGCUGGUUUUCGGCCUACUUUAUGGUGGCUACUAUCAGUUUGCUUUCUUAGAUCCCAGGUUGAAUCCUGCUGGAAUUUUGUAG